This is a messenger RNA of Poecile atricapillus (Black-capped chickadee), 985 nucleotides long. Its product is annotated as transmembrane protein 45B-like. The transcript is spliced from 6 exons. Bases 122 to 985 code for a protein of 287 amino acids. The record is from RefSeq and is a predicted model, not a curated record. Lineage: Eukaryota; Metazoa; Chordata; Aves; Passeriformes; Paridae.
CAGAAAAGGACCAGAAAACCCAUGAGGAGGAGAAAAGUGAAUCCUCCUCAGGUGGUAGAAGCUUACACAGAGCAAGGAGAGGUCUUUCUGGAGGGAACAAGACAAUCCCCAGGUGCACAGAAUGAGUCCAGUGCCAACAAGCUUCCUGGGCAGUGCCCUCCGGGGCACUUUCUUCUUCACCUUUGGCCUGUGGUGGUCGGUGCGGUACCCCCUGAAGUACCUCAGGAGGAAAGGUGACGCCGAGGGCCAGCCGGGCCAUGGGCGCACAGAGGUCUUCGAAGGCGCAGUCAAAGCUUUCUUUGCUCUAGUAGGGAUACUGGUGGAGCAGUUUGUCCCCACUGGUCCACACCUGCAGCUGUACAGCCCCAAGAUGCACAGCUGGACUGACCUCUCCCACUGGCACUACUCCACCAUCUACCUCUUCUUCCUCCUCUCUGGCAUCACAGAUGUGGUCUCACACUCCCCGCUCAAGCUGCCCCCUGGCUUGGACCGGCUCUCGCUGUCCCUGGCUCUGCUUGUGGAAGGUUUGCUCUUCUGUUUCCGUGACUACAGUAACGCUCAGCUGGACCAGCACCUCCACUCCCUGCUGGCCAUGGCUAUCUUUGCUGGAGCCCUCUGUGCGCUCCUAGAAGUGUUCCUCCGAGAUCAUAUCAUCCUGGAGAUCUUCAGGACCAGCUCCUUCCUCCUCCAGGGCUCUUGGCUUUGGCAGAUUGGGUUUGUGCUGUCCCCUCCAUGGGGAGGACCAGGCUGGGAUCAGAGUGAUUCCAGCAACCUCUUGUUCCUCACCAUGUGCUUCUGCUGGCAUUCCAUGGGUGCUCUCGCCGUUGUGACCGCCAAUGCUGCCGCAUCCCGCUGCUGCAAUGAGUCCUGCCAGCUGAAAUUUGGGGACAUUGAUGUGGAGUUGGACUGUGGCUUGUGCCUCCAUAGAGGGAAGAAGAUCUCCAGUGCUGCCUUGCUGCCAGAGAGCAGCUCAGAUGACAAAUGA